UUUAUUUGGUUUGAACAAUAAACUGUCAUCGCAUGGACCCAGCUCCUCCUCUGUCCUCACCUGAAGAGAGGUGGAGAGCGGAGUCAGCCGCCACGUGCCGCGCUCUCAGCUCUGCUUUGGAUUGUAGUGGUGCGCGAGUUACGCAGCCGCGGGUACGGUCCGCCACACGCAGGCAAACCCGAGACAACACGGAGCGACUGAACCGGGAGAAACAAAAAGAGAAAAGACAGAGGAAGAGCAAGAACAGUGCUUUGAAUCAGCCAGUCUUUUUCGUGAAAGCUCUCCUUUCUGCCGGCGGCGCCCCCCCCUGCUGUUGAGGCUGUGGUAUGAGCCUAUGUGGCAGGAAGGCGUUGACGUUGCUGAGCAGCGUGUUCGCUGUUUGCGCCCUGGGCCUGUUGGGGAUUGCAGUAAGCACCGACUACUGGCUCUACCUGGAGGAGGGUGUUAUCCUUCCCCUCAACCAGAGCACAGAGAUACGCAUGUCCCUCCACUCUGGCCUCUGGAGGGUGUGCUUCUUGGCUGGGGAGGAGAAAGGCAGAUGUUUUACCAUAGAGUAUGUGAUGCCCACUAAUGUCCAGAUGACCUCUGAGUCCACUGUUAGUGUCCUGAAGAUGAUCCGUUCUGCCACUCCAUUCCCGCUGGUCAGCCUUUUCUUCAUGUUCAUUGCUUUUGUACUCAGCAACAUCGGCCACAUCCGACCCCAUCGCACCAUCCUGGCCUUUGUCUCUGGAAUCUUCUUCAUCCUGUCAGGUCUCUCUCUGGUAGUUGGUCUGGUGUUGUACAUCUCCAACAUUAAUGACGAAAUGUUGAACAGAACCAAGACUAAUGAGGCCUACUUCAGUUACAAGUACGGCUGGUCAUUUGCCUUUGCUGCCAUCUCCUUCCUGCUCACUGAGACGGCAGGUGUCAUGUCGGUGUACCUGUUCAUGAAACGCUACACAGCAGAGGAAAUGUACCGGCCUCAUCAGGGCUUCUACCGGCCUCGCCUCAGCAACUGCUCAGAUUACUCUGGUCAGUUCCUCCAUCCAGACGCCUGGGCUGGACGUGGUCGUAGUCCCUCCUCCAUCUCUUCUGAGGCCUCCCUCCAGAUGAACUCUUCCAACUAUCCUGCUCUCCUCAAGUGUCCAGAGUAUGAGCAAAUGUCCUCCUCACCUUGCUGAAGCAGAAGAUGAGUGAUUGUGUUAGCACCGUAGCAUUCAUUUUGAUCUGACUGGAUUCUGUCAUAAAAUUGUCCAAUAAUUUGAUAUUAUCCAGUUUAAAUUCAUCCCUUCUUCAAGUGUCCUGACUAUAACCUGAUUCUCUCUAACCCUCCCUACUGCCGAUUUCUUUUAUUUACACCUUUUGGUUUUGUGGGGAGAAAAAAACUUAGGUUGAAGGUUAGCCAGUUCACUUUAUUCUCAGCUAACCUGUCUUGUUUCAGGGAGAGCUGUUAGAAGAUGAGAGAGGAAAGAGUUUGGUCAGAUUGUACUUUUAUCUGCUUUUCUCUAACUUUGAGCGAUAGGUCCCUAGAAAUCUGCUGAACCGACCAUGGGUGAAGUCAUCUGGAAGGAUUAACUUGAGUGGUUAAAACCUGCAGCAACCCUGCACAUCACCAGACAUGGAGAGUUUAGACAAGGGUUUGGCAACUAUGUGCUAUGGACGCAGGUUUUCAAAAGCAAACACGAGAGAAAGUGCUUUGGAAAAGUGCUUUAGAAUGAUAAAUCUUACAGGGUGGUUCAUGAAUUGUGUUUAAUGAUAAAGUUUAAUGAUAACGUCGUUGCUCAAAUUGUGCACAAGCAAGAUUUACUCACUUCUUCAGUUGCAGAGUGCUGCUUUUUGUUUUAAGAUACUGUAAUAUACUGAAUAUGUACAGCAUGUGGAACACAUUAUGAACGUGAGUUUCAGAAAGAUCAUUUUAUUGACAUACCGGUUUGUAAGCAAACCUUACGAUUAGGGUGACAGGCUGGGAGAGUUGGGUUUAUGACACAUGCUAUUUGACUUUCCUUAUGAAUUUCAUUUAUUUCACCCUCUAUUUCUGUAUCAAGCGUGAUUUUUAAACAAUUUGCAGAUCACACUCACUUUCACUUAACAACCAAAAGUACUUAGAUCCUUUACACAGGUGUCUCAUAAACCUUUUAGGGUGCAACUGAAGAGAGAAAGGCUUCAGUAUUUUUUGUCAAGCCUUUCAACUUCAUUAGUUUUAUUUAUUCCCUUUUAGCAGUCUGAGUACUAACACCAAAGGAAAGGUUUAUAUUAUAGGCUGCUAGUCCAGACAUAUGAGAUACAUUAUAUAUAUUAAUGGUUAUAUAAACUUUGAGUGUAUUAUUGUACUGUAUAUUCUUGUAAAGUAAAGGAAACAGACAGUCACAACAGACACUUUAUUUACUCUCAUAAGUUAUUCUAUUAUUUAUAACAGUACGAGACUGAUUUACAUCAGUGUUUCAGACAAUACAGAUGUAAAUAAACCUUUUUUAUUCUCAGAGAACCUAUGAUUUCUGUAUACAGUGGUCUUCUUAGUUAGUGAGUCAGUCAGUUAAAGAAGUGUAUUUAACCAAAAUAUUAAAAGAAAUCAAGCAUUUCAGGGGCAAUCAACUUAGAGUUACAAAUGUUAUGUGUUUAAAAAGAAGAGAAAGCAAAGUGGGAGACAAUGUCUAUGUGGUCAUGGUUCUGAUGGAGAAUGAGUGAAUGAGUCAAAAAGACAAUUUUGAUAUGAAGCUUUUGUGAAUGUAAGAUUUGUUUCAAGGAAAUUAUGAUUUUUUUUUGCACACAAUGCCACUCCUGUAGAGAUAUAAUAGAUGCAUAUUUUUCUAAUUUACUCCCUCAUAAUGACUAACUGUUCUUUGUUGAUGACAUACAAAUAUACUGCCAAGGAAGUUGUAUCCAGGUUAAGUGGAUUAUGGUAUUGAAUAUAUACAUUUCAUGCAGCAUUAAGUGUGAGUAAACAUAUUACAGAGAAACAUUUUGUCUUGUGCAAUAUUUUUGUUAGUUUGAUAUAUUAUUAUAUAUUAUUAAAAUUAUAAUUAUUGUCAGUAUUUAAUGUUGCAUGUUGUGAACUCCACAUAUUUUUAAUGGCAUGCAACAUUUCAUCACUGGAUCAUGGUAUUCCACCUGCAGUUUAAACAAACACACAUAAAACUAUGAAACACAAACUGUGCUAAGCUCAGCGAAGCUAAGUUCACUCUCAAGAACUGGUUUGGUUUAUACUGUAGACCAGCUACAAUUUGUUUAUUUUAAGCACUGUAAAUAUAAAAUCAUAUGUGUGUAUAUAUAUUCAUUUUUUGUAUAGACAGCAGUACAUGUAAAAAAAUAUGGUUGUUUUGUUGUUGUGUAGAUUCAUCUGCAGUAUAAGUGGCUGCUUUGCCUCCUGCGUCACAUUGAAAAUGUGAGCUUUUGCAUAAUGGUAUACUUACAUAAAGUAUUCAGAUGGUGUCAUUGUCAGACAUGAAAUGUCAAUAUCUGUGUAUUUUUACAAUCAAAGUAAUUUCCAUGAUGUUAAAUGUGCGAUGGAAUAUGUAUACUAAUAAUUAAUUAAUAAAGUUGAA
Larimichthys crocea (large yellow croaker) is the source of this 3521-nucleotide messenger RNA. RefSeq names its product voltage-dependent calcium channel gamma-5 subunit. The record is from RefSeq and is a predicted model, not a curated record. Gene Ontology annotation, molecular function: voltage-gated calcium channel activity; channel regulator activity. Gene Ontology annotation, biological process: regulation of AMPA receptor activity; calcium ion transport; postsynaptic neurotransmitter receptor diffusion trapping. The transcript has 6 exons. Gene Ontology annotation, cellular component: AMPA glutamate receptor complex; postsynaptic density membrane. NCBI's taxonomy places the organism in Eukaryota, Metazoa, Chordata, Actinopteri, Sciaenidae. The coding region runs from base 327 to 1160 and encodes 277 amino acids.